UUUACAUUGCGUGCUUGCGUCAUAAACAAACUGUAAAAGCGGAUGUUGACGGAUUAUUUAAAAGAGUAAGCGCUAACGUUACUUUUUGCUAUAAUUUCAAUAUCACAUUUGCUUAACAAAAUAUCCGACUAAUUUAGCAAGUCAAACAAUGUUAACUAGGUUAACUAUCAGCGCCAAGAUACACUAAAAUGAGUGAUAGCAUCGCUAGCUAGGAGUUAGCCUCGGAUGAUGUUUCCAUGGUGAUGGAACGUUGCGUUCAACGACUGUUUACGUUAGUUUACUGGCUGUUGAUGUUCGCUUCGAGGAGGUGAAACCAACGUUAACUUAGCUGUUUAACUAAUUAAGUUAACUACACUGAUUGCUUGAUUAGUAAUGAACAGAGAUGUCAUCGGGGUUUCAGCCCUCCGAUCCUCAGAUUAUUCGGCUUUCUGACAAUAAUGGCGCUCACAAAACUAACAGGAGCAGGAACAACAGAGACACAUGACGCCUCUCAUCGGCUGAGAUUUAACAGCCUGACACUGGAUGAAUUGAGUGAGGAGCUUGAUAGGCGCACCAAGGAAACACAGAGGCUUCAGGAAGAGGUGGAAAAUGCAACUAAAAUAACCUUGGAGAGGUUUGGCUGCACAUAUGGCAACCGCAGCUCACCUGGACAAAGCUGCCACAACCACAGAUUUAAUGUCUAUGACUCACCUGAAGAUUCCAGUGUUCUUUCAACCCAUCGGCAGGCAGUGACUCAGCCCCCGGUCUGUGAUCUGGAUAGUUUAAACCAAGAGGAUAUCAGCUCUCCUGGAAAGGAGGUUUUGGAAAAUACAAUAGAUGACUGUCUUCAACAGCUGUCUGACUUGCAGCUCAACAAGAAACAUGAUCAACCUGAACAAGAGACAUCCAGUUUAGACAGAGCCAUCGUGAACUUGCAGGCUAAGUUGUAUAAAAUCCAGAAGGAGAAGGACGGCCUGUCUGACCUCAGAUUGAAGGAUUCAAGGACACACGUUGGUCAGAUGGAAAAGAUGCUGUUCAUGUUGGAGGAGCUCCAAAACAUCAAAAGGGCUGAGGACCAGAAGCUGCUCGAGACGGAGGAUGAGGCGUUGGCACUUAACAGGAAAGUAGAGACGUUGGAACGAAAUGUAAAGGAGAUGUACUCACGAUUAUCUCAGAGUAGAGACAACGCCAUCACCAGUUCUAACGUCGCCACGUUCAGACACCCGGCACCGGCUGCUAAGCUGACCGAAGAUUUUAAGAAGACGGACGAGCUACAAGAGAGAUCUUUUUUGUCAGUGAAACAUCUGGGGAGUGAGGAAAGCAGUGGCGUAAAUAAGCAAAAAGAAAGAAUGGAAGACUUGAUUGCAAGUCUUGGCCAGGAGAUGGUGCUGUUGACUGAUAAACUCAGUUCAUCAAAAAACAACAGUGUCAGCCUAAGUGUCAAGUUGGAGCUGCUAAAGAAACUUGCAGAGAGACAGACAUCACUGCACCAGUGUCAGGUCAAUGAACUUGAGUCAACCCUCUGCAGCCAUAAAGAUAAGGUUUGUAGUCUGGAGCAGCAGCUCAUUCAGACUCAGUCCCAGCUGGUGGACGCCCAGAGAGAGAGAGAGCGAUCUUUACAACAUGCAGAGGAGUUUCUGUCCCAGCUUGGCCAACUUAAGAGGUGCGGUAAGCAGCAGCGGUGUGAGAUCCAGGAGGAGGUAAAGGCCCUGAGAGGACAGCUGGAAUCGGCCAGGGAGGAGACAACCUGCCUGCAGGCCCUGCUGGAGCAGAGGACCCAGGAGGGGAGGAAAUCCCAGGAACUCCUGGAGGAGAAAAACAAGGAACUCCGGCUCAGGCAGCAAGAAGCCCAGCAACAUCUUGCCAGGUUGGAUAAGACCAAAAGCUGCUGCCAGACUCUGCAUGCAGAAGGAGAGACACUGAGGCUGAAGCUGCAUGACAGAGAGAGGAUGAUAGAGAGCAACAUCCAGAUGCACAGCCGCACCAUCGACGACCUUCACCAGGAGAACAGCCUCCUCAGCAACCAGCUAAACCAGCACAAGCUGGAGUUUCAGCAGCUCAGGGCAGAGUUAGACCGGCACAAGUCAGACCUGGCUGCGGCGGAGCACGAGAGGCGGCAGCUGCAGGCCUCUGUGGCUGAACAAAGUCAGCGUGUCCAGGAGGAAACUCUGGAGAAACAGCAGCUCACCAUCCAGCUGGAGGUCCAGCGCAUGCAGUUUCUCACCCUCACUAAGGAGCACAAGGAGCUGCAGCAGCUCCACAGCUGCAAGAACGAGGAGCACGAGGGUGCGGUGCUGAAGCUUCAGAGUCGGCUGAGAAACGCCCAUGACGAGCUGGACCAGGUCGGGAGCACCCUGAGGACCCUGGAGGGAGCUGACGGACACGGCCUCCAAGUAGCCAUGGACAUGCAGGAGGAGAUCACUGCCAGGAGAGAGCAGGUCGACUCCCUGCAGGGCAAAAUACAACAUUUAGAGGAGAUUAUGGACAAACUGCAGCAGGAGAAGCGCUACCAGAGCCUCGAGAACGAGCGUCAGCUCCAGCAGCUUACCUUCGUCAGGGAGGAGAAGAGACAACUUGGUAAUGAGCUGGAGGCCGUUCACUCCAAAGAUAAACAGCUGAGGGAGCGGAUCGGCCAGCUGGAGGCAAUCCUUCACAAGAUGUCAGAGAGUUUUGCAGACUGUCAAGAUUUCAUCCAGCUGCAGGAGCAGGACUUUUUCCGUCUGAAACUCCAACACGCCCUGGAUUUGAAGGAGCUCCAAGGUCCGAAUUUGCGCACAGCUCUUAAUGCACCUCCACCUGACCUCCUGAACUCCCCGUCCCCAUCUGCACUCACCGCUCCACCCUCCUCCCAGCACGCCUCCAACACCCAGAUCACAACGCAGGAGAGCCCCGCCUGGGAGCGCAGGUUUCUCGUCAAAGAGCUGAGAGGAGUGAUUUCGGAGAACCGCAGACCACACACAGAUAACAGGAGGAGGUCCGCACCGGAGAGAGUGCAAGGAACCACAUUCACUGACAAGGCAGAAGAAGUAAAAGCUGACUCCAGAUUGAGAAGAAAAACCUGCGGCAGCGAGCCACAUUUCCCGAAGGCAGCCGAGCUCAACGGAAAAAUAAACAACGACAAAUCCUUCAAUGAGAACCGUGUUCUCUCGAGUCCAGCGACUGCAGCGAGGUACAUUUCCUCCCCACAUCUUUUCUCACUGGGCCGCAGGUCACCCGUCCACACUCUCUUGACCUCUGACCCCAACAGCUGACAGUGACACAACAGACCUGAGGCUGACUCCUCUUAUCAAAAGCUCAUUUUUUAUUUUGAAGGCUCCCCAGAUGAAGAAUGAAAUCACCAAUCAUGUGUAUUUUUGUAAUUUAUUGUUUAAAUAAAGUUUAAAAAAAUU
Messenger RNA from Sebastes umbrosus (honeycomb rockfish), 3368 nucleotides. RefSeq names its product coiled-coil domain-containing protein 158-like. NCBI's taxonomy places the organism in Eukaryota, Metazoa, Chordata, Actinopteri, Perciformes, Sebastidae. The record is from RefSeq and is a predicted model, not a curated record.